[Candida] anglica is the source of this 1445-nucleotide messenger RNA. NCBI's taxonomy places the organism in Eukaryota, Fungi, Ascomycota, Pichiomycetes, Serinales, Debaryomycetaceae. The record is from the annotation of a GenBank genome assembly.
CAAUAAUCAAUUCAAAUAUUUAGUAAUUAUAAUGUCAAAUUCCCGUCCAUUGACAGCUAUUUUAAAGGAAUUUCUUCCAAAGGACUCCAAUUUCAAAUUAUUGCAUCUUCAAUCUUGUGCAAAAGAAUGUAAACAUCUAUGUCAGUACUCGAAGAAAUCCCCCACAAAACCAUCAUUAACUUUAAAAGUGAAACAUUUCAUUACAUUGAGUGACGUUGAUGGAACAAUAUUGAUGGGUAUUGAAAUUUAUAUUUACCUUUCUAUCUUUUCAGAUCAUACAGAUCAUCAUCUUUUCAUUUCAAAGGCUGAUACUACAGGUCUUAAACAAUUAAAGAGUAUUCAAAUUAAAGUUGGAGAAAUCAUUUCAAGUAUUUUGAAAUACUUAAUAUCAAAAGAUAUUCAAGAAUACAUUAAAGAUGUUAAGUUAAAUAAGGAAGUAGAGGGUGAAGAUAAAGAUAAUCAAGUAAAGAUCACAAAUAAGUCUGAUAAUGAAACUGUCAAUAACUUAUUGCGAGCAGUUGAGAAAUUGAAAACACCAACAAUAAAUAAAUCAUUUUAUGAUAGCUUAAUUGGAAAAGGUGGGGAUAUUGACCAUGAUAAGAAGAAAGAAUCCAUUGAAUUGCCUACUAACCUUGUUAAGAUUAGAAUAUCAUUAUUUACUAGAGCAGAACAACAAUACUUAUUCCCUGACUCGUUUAAGAAUGAAUUUAAACACAACAUAGAUGGUAGACAAUUAUUAUCGUGGUGGAUGAAAAUAUUAAAUGAAGUACUUGAGAGUACCAAAACCAAAUAUACUUGUAAAUUAGCAAUACCAGGAGCAGAUUCGGAAAAGGAUAUUUCAAAUUUCCAUACAUCUUUAACAAAAUAUCCCAAUGUCAUAUGGUCAAAUGGUAGUAUCUUUUCCAAUGAGGUAAAUACAGAAGAUUUGGCUAUUUACAAUAUUCCAUUAUUUCCGGAUGACCCAAAGGGUCGGUUCUUGGAACAUCUUGUAGUUGAGAAUAGAUAUAAAACUACAUCCACCAAACAAUUUUGGGAGGAAUUGGGGAUUAGACAAGAAUUCAGAUUAGGAAAUUUGGUAGGAAUUAUUGGAUGUGAUAGUGAAAUUUUAUCAUUUAAUCAAACUAAUCAAAAAGAUGAUGAAAUAAUGACAUUAAGAGAUUAUAAAAAAGUUUCAAAUAUCAUAAAGAGCAUGACAUAUACUUCAAUUGGAGACGUUAAUAAAAUGAUGAAUUUGGAAAUUCCAGAGGUUUUGAAAGAUUUGGGCUACAAUCAUAAGAUUAUUGCAAUAACUGGGAACAAAGUAAAGGUUGCAAAUAAUUUGUCGUCGACAAGUAAUUCUAGCGAUAAAAGAGUUCCUGUGGUCAAUAACCUUAAUGGGAUGAUAAAAAGAAGAAAGAAGUAGAAUAAUACUUUUUUUUUUAUUUAACUGUAUAAAAGUCGUAUAU